CCCUCGCUGACAGCUGCAGCGUUGGUUUGGUUGCCGUGGCAGCGGGAGGAGGGGGGCGGAGCUUCGGCCGCUCCGACUAGUCUGCCACUGGUCUGCCACAUAGUCACAAUACAACACAACACCACCUGCAACAACGGAUUGACAAGGGCCUGUGGCCAUGGCUAAAGACCCGUUAGCCGAGGCAGGCUUUUAUUUUGAUGAACUCAACAAGCUGCGGGUACUAGAGCCUGAUGUCAGCCAGAAGACCUCAGAGCUCAAGGAGGAGUGUAAAGAAUUUGUGGACAAAAUCGGCCAGUUUCAGAAGAUAGUUGGUGGUCUUAUCGAGUUGGUGGAUGAACUGGCGAAAGAAGCAGAGACGGAAAAGAUGAAGGCAAUUGGAGCCAGGAACCUGCUGAAGUCGGUGGCAAAGCAAAGAGAGGCCCAACAGCAGCAGCUUCAGGCUCUGAUAGCUGAGAAGAAGAUGCAACUUGAAAGAUAUCGUAUCGAGUAUGAAGCUCUGUCCAAAGUGGAGUCUGAGCAGAACGAGUUCAUCGACCAGUUUAUUCUGCAGAAGUGAGGACUCGACCAGACUCAAAAUGUCCACCUUUUCCAGAGUGCCUGUCCUGUUUUCUCUGGGUGAUGCCCUCUUCAGAGAAUUACUCUGCUGCAGCUCUGUUUCUGAAGCAAUCCCAAAGCUCCAGCUUCAUUUGAAAACCUUAAUUUCCUCUUUACACAUUUCUUUUUUUCUUCUCAGACGUGGUUGUGUAUGUGAAGCAACAGUCGGCCUUGAAUUACACUUGAGCGUUAAGUUCUGUUCACACCAAAUGUCUCAGUUCAACAUGAAAAGUGGAGCUAUUUAUACAAAUGAACACUAUUUAUACUAUUUAUACAGAAGAAUUAGUCUGUAGCUCUACUUUUAUUACUUUUUGUAUCAAUUGAAAUAAAAUACUGCAUGUGCAUGCAUUUGUAAAUACGUUUUAAAGUUAAAGAUGCACGGAUCAGGGCGUUCCCUGGUUUCAUUCCACUCUACCGGUACAGCCAGUCAGUCAUCUGUUAUGUAUAUCAUUGUCUUUCAUGCAUUAAUUAGAUAGAAAUGGUUAUACUUGAAUACUGUAUAAUGCACAAAAAUGUCCUUUUUGCUGUUAUGAUAAUGGCAAAAUUUAACAUUGUGCUAUUAAGUAUUGUUUCAAUAAAGAUUACUUAUCCAUA
Molecule: messenger RNA, 1188 nt
Organism: Mugil cephalus (flathead mullet)
Lineage: Eukaryota; Metazoa; Chordata; Actinopteri; Mugiliformes; Mugilidae
Gene: ift20
Product: intraflagellar transport 20 homolog (Chlamydomonas)
Exons: 5
Coding region: 158-556 (132 amino acids)
Biological process (GO): protein localization to cilium; centrosome localization; intraciliary transport
Cellular component (GO): centrosome; intraciliary transport particle B; cilium
Source: RefSeq, a predicted model, not a curated record